AUGGCUGAAUGUUCAACGCCAUAUUUAAUUAAUCUUCACGAGAAAGGUGAUGAUAAAGAUAUUUCUGAUAUGUCUUUUGCGAAUCAAGGUCUUGAUAAAACCGAUCAGUGCGUUUCUAAGGUACAGCAUGAUGGAAAUUUAGCUGGCGAAAAUAAUGAAAUAGAAAGAUAUUAUACUCCUGUACAAACUGUUCGUCGGCGUGUGGAUCUCAAGGAUGGUUCGACCUAUUUUGAUACUCCUAGACCUUGGUUACCCGAAAAUUCUGGGAAUCAUGGACAUCUACUUGAAUAUGAUUCACCUACACCUAAAUCAUCUUGGCCUCGUCCA
This is a messenger RNA of Dentiscutata heterogama, 327 nucleotides long. Lineage: Eukaryota; Fungi; Glomeromycota; Glomeromycetes; Diversisporales; Gigasporaceae. The record is from the annotation of a GenBank genome assembly.